AUUUUGGGGGGAUUUGCUCUGGGCAUUUGCUUUGCCCAGUAGUCGAAAAGUGAACUCGACUCGUGAUGGUUCUCCUGUCACUUUGGUUGAUAGCAGCCGCUCUGGUAGAGGUUAGAACUUCAGCUGAUGGACAAGCUGGUAAUGAAGAAAUGGUGCAAAUAGAUUUACCAUUAAAGAGUCGUAGGGAGUAUGAGCUGGUGACUCCAGUCAGCACAAAUCUAGAAGGACACUAUCUCUCCCAUAUUCUUUCUGCAAAUCACAAAAAGAGGUCAACGAGGGACGUGUCUUCCAACCCUGAGCAAUUGUUUUUUAACAUCACAGCAUUUGGAAGAGAUUUUCAUCUCCGACUGAAGCCCAACACUCAACUAAUAGCUCCUGGGGCUGUUGUAGAAUGGCAUGAGACAUCUCUGGUACCUGGGAAUACAACUGAACCCAUUAAUGAUCAUCAACCAGGAAGUGCAUCAGAAAGGAUCUGGAAAACAGAGCCUUUGCAGGCUAACUGUGCUUAUGUUGGUGACAUCAUGGACAUCCCAGGAACCUCUGUUGCCAUUAGCAACUGUGAUGGUCUGGCUGGAGUGAUAAAGAGUGAUAAUGAUGAGUAUUUCAUCGAACCCUUGGAGAGAGGUAAGCAGAUGGAGGAAGAAAAAGGAAGGAUUCACAUUGUCUACAAGAGAUCAGCAGUAGAACGGGCUCCCAUAGACAUGUCCAAAGACUUCCAUUACAAAGAAUGGGAUCUGGAUGGCCUGGAUGAUCUCAGCACUGCUUACAGCAACAUUGAACAGCAGCUGAAUGAGACCACCAGGAGGCGCCGCAGACACGCAGGGGAAAACGAUUACAACAUUGAGGUGCUGCUGGGAGUGGAUGACUCUGUGGUCCGUUUCCAUGGCAAAGAGCACGUCCAAAACUACCUCCUCACCCUGAUGAACAUCGUGAAUGAAAUUUACCAUGAUGAGUCCCUUGGAGUGCAUAUCAACGUGGUGCUGGUACGCGUGAUAAUGCUGGGUUAUACAAAGUCCAUCAGCCUUAUAGAAAGAGGAAACCCAUCCAGGAGUUUGGAGAACGUUUGUCGCUGGGCUUGCCAACAACAAAAAUCUGAUCCCAACCACUCAGAACACCAUGAUCAUGCAAUUUUUUUAACCAGGCAAGACUUUGGACCUGCUGGAAUGCAAGGAUAUGCUCCAGUCACAGGCAUGUGUCACCCAGUAAGAAGUUGUACCCUGAAUCAUGAGGAUGGUUUUUCAUCUGCUUUUGUCGUAGCCCAUGAAACUGGCCAUGUGUUGGGAAUGGAACAUGAUGGACAAGGCAACAGGUGUGGCGACGAGACGGCUAUGGGAAGUGUCAUGGCUCCCUUGGUGCAAGCAGCAUUUCAUCGUUACCACUGGUCCCGAUGCAGUGGUCAGGAAUUGAAAAGAUACAUCCAUUCCUAUGACUGUCUUCUUGAUGACCCUUUUGAACAUGAUUGGCCCAAACUCCCAGAACUUCCAGGAAUCAAUUAUUCUAUGGAUGAGCAAUGCCGUUUUGAUUUUGGUGUUGGCUAUAAAAUGUGCACUGCGUUUCGAACCUUUGACCCCUGUAAGCAGUUGUGGUGUAGCCAUCCUGAUAAUCCCUAUUUUUGUAAGACUAAAAAGGGACCCCCUCUUGAUGGGACUGAGUGCGCUGCGGGGAAAUGGUGCUAUAAGGGUCAUUGCAUGUGGAAGAAUGCUAACCAACAAAAACAAGAUGGCAAUUGGGGAUCAUGGACCAAAUUUGGCUCCUGUUCCCGGACAUGUGGGACUGGUGUUCGUUUCAGAACACGCCAGUGCAAUAACCCAAUGCCCAUCAAUGGUGGUCAGGAUUGUCCUGGUGUUAAUUUUGAGUACCAGCUUUGUAAUACAGAAGAAUGCCAAAAACACUUUGAGGACUUCAGAGCACAGCAGUGCCAGCAGCGUAACUCCCACUUUGAAUACCAGAAUACCAAACAUCACUGGUUGCCAUAUGAACAUCCUGAGGCCAAGAAAAGAUGCCACCUUUACUGCCAAUCCAAAGAGAGUGGGGGUGUCGCUUAUAUGAAACAGCUGGUGCAUGAUGGAACACACUGUUCUUACAAAGACCCAUACAGCAUAUGUGUACGGGGAGAGUGUGUGAAAGUGGGUUGCGAUAAAGAAAUCGGCUCUAAUAAGGUUGAAGAUAAAUGUGGUGUCUGUGGAGGUGAUAAUUCCCAUUGUCGCACUGUAAAGGGGACAUUUACCAGAACUCCCAGGAAGCUUGGGUACCUUAAGAUGUUUGAUAUACCCCCUGGUGCUAGACAUGUGUUAAUCCAAGAAGACGAGGCUUCUCCUCAUAUUCUUGCUAUUAAGAACCAGGCUACAGGACACUAUAUUUUGAAUGGUAAAGGAGAAGAAGCCAAGUCCCGAACCUUCAUAGAUCUUGGUGUGGAGUGGGAUUAUAACAUUGAAGAUGACAUUGAAACUCUUCACACUGAUGGACCCUUACAUGAUCCUGUGAUUGUUUUGAUUAUACCUCAGGAGAAUGAUACUCGCUCUAGCCUGACAUAUAAGUACAUCAUCCACGAAGACUCUGUACCUACAAUCAACAGCAACAAUGUCAUCCAGGAAGAAUUAGAUACUUUUGAGUGGGCUUUGAAGAGCUGGUCUCAAUGUUCUAAACCCUGUGGUGGAGGUUUCCAAUACACUAAAUAUGGUUGCCGUAGGAAAAGUGAUAAUAAAAUGGUUCAUCGCAACUUCUGUGAGGCCAACAAAAAGCCAAAACCUAUUAGAAGAAUAUGCAAUAUUCAAGAAUGCACACAUCCACUCUGGGUAGCAGAAGAGUGGGAGCACUGCACCAAAACCUGUGGGAGUUCUGGCUUCCAGCUUCGCACUGUACGCUGCCUUCAGCCACUCCAUGAUGGCACCAACCGCUCUGUGCACAGCAAGUAUUGUGUGGGUGAACGUCCUGAGAGCCGCCGGCCUUGUAACCGAGUGCUCUGCCCAGCCCUGUGGAAAACAGGGCCCUGGAAUGAGUGUUCAGUAACCUGUGGUGAAGGAACCGAGGUGAGGCAGGUCAUCUGCAGGGCUGGAGACCAGUGUGACGGUGAAAAGCCUGAAUCAGUCAGAACCUGUCAGCUGCCUCCCUGUAAUGAUGAGCCAUGUUUGGGAGACAAAUCAAUAUUCUGUCAAAUGGAGGUGCUGGCGCGAUACUGUUCCAUCCCCGGUUAUAACAAGUUAUGUUGUGCAUCCUGUAGCAGGCACAGUAGCACCCUGUCUCCCCCAUACUUUCCAGAAGCUGCUGAAACUCAAGAUGAUGCUAUGUUUAACCCUAGUGACCUCCCUCGAUCUUUAGUGACACCUACGUCAUUGGUUCCAUACCAUUCAGAGACCCCUGCUGUGAAGAAGAAAUCUUUGAGCAGGUUGUCUUCUGUGGAAGGUCCAAAUACGUAUGCUGCUUUCAGGUCAAACAGUAAACCUGAUGGUGCUACCUUUCCCCUGAGGAGAGCCCAGCAAACAGAAAGUGAGACUUUGAGACUGGUCUCAGUGCCAUCUUCUCCACCCACCAAGAGUGGCCAUCUCAAUUCAUCUUCACAAGUGGCUGCUACUCCCUUCCUCACAGUCAGUGAUUCAAUAGGUGCUCCUUCUCAGGCAAGAACCUCAAAGAAAAAUGAAAAGAGACGUCCUCUAAGGUCAUCCACCUUGGAAAGAUGAGAAAGUGAGUGUGAAAAGCUAGAAAUCAGAGGAAAACCUGGACAACCACCCUCUCCCCAUGGUGCAUACAGCUUGUUUAAAGUGGAAAUCUCCACAGAUCAACUCAUUUUGUCUUAAGUGGAAGAACAAAAAGUGCUGGUUCACUUUCUAGUGGCUUUCAUCCUUCUUUUCUUCUGCAUUGACUCAUUUGCCAGAAUUCAUUGGAAGAAAGCACCAAAGAUUAACGAAAAGAAAGUAAGUUGCUAAAUGUGUUGGUUACUCUUUAACACAGAAAAGGGACUGCAACCAGCUGUGUGUAUCAGCUGAUUAUUUGUCUCAGAGUUACAGUAAAAAUAAAAAUGAGGUGCCAACAGUUUACACUUUUACAAAACAUUUUGGAAGUGGAGAAAAGAAUUCUUUGACUUGUAUUCCUAUUUAUCUGUAUUAGAAAUGUUGUAUGAGCAAAUUUACAGUUGUUUUGUAAAUACUGUAUAUUGCAGAAAUCAGUAUUAUUUUAAGAGAUGUGUUCUCAAAUGAUUGUUUACUAUCUUACAUUUCUGGAUGUUCUAGGUGCCUGUCAUUGAGUAUUGCCUUAUUUGACAUUCUCUAAGUUGAUUUUCAAAGCAGAAUAUUAUAAGGAAGGGGUUAGAAUUACAGCUACUGACAAUAAAAAGGGAUUUGCUGUGUGAUUUUGUUGAAUCCACAAUGAGAUACCUAAGUAAGGGAAGAAUGAAGAAACAUAGCUGCGGACACACAGAAUUUAGCUUACAUACUGCCUGCCACCAUUUAAAUGCAAGUGAGUAGGACUGGCAUCUUAGUAUACUGUGGUCACAGGAAAAGGGACAGUAAAUGAACCUGUGCAAAACGUAACUGAAACUCUUUUAACAGGGCCUCAAAAGGUGCCAUUGAGGAAUCCUGUGCUCUUGUGGGUUUUUCCUUUUUUUCCUUUUGUUGACAUAUAUAAACAGUUAUACUUGAUGUAUGUAGUAAUCAGAAAGGAAAAACGUUUGAGGAUAACUUGUUUUUUAUGUUAGUAGCUGAGAAAAACAUCAUCAAACUAUAAUUGACACUUGAGUAUAGUAGGGCUUUGGGGCUUUGGAAACAGGUUCCAAAAAAGCAGUUUGUCAAAAGGUGAGAUAUUUAUUUUCCGCAUGGUUCAUAUCCAAAUGUUCACAACCACAAUGCAUCUGACUGCAAUAAUGUGCUAGUAAUUUAUGUCAGUGAUAACCUUGCUCACAUGAAGCCAGAAAUGCCCUCUCUCUCCAGGGAGAAGAUGUAAAGUACUUGUAUAUAGAAGUCAGAACUGAAGAUAUUUAUUAAAAGUCAAUUUUUUUCUUGAUAGUAUUUUUACUUACUUAAUAUUUACACUAAUAUCAAGAAUAAUAUUUUAGUAAACUAGAGAGACAUAAUUAGAGAUGCAUGCUUGGUUCUGUGCAUAGAGGAGAAAUUUAAGCAAACUAUAGCAGCCAAAUCAAGGAGGCAAAAUUGAAAAAAAUUGAUGUUAUGCAAGUGUUUUGCAGUUUUAAAUAGUUGAUGCAAAGCUGAUGACUUGUUCCUCUUCAAGGGAACAUAAAAUAGUAUGUACUCAGCCAGCUGUUUAAUGAAAUGGUGAAUUGGAAAUAUUUUUUUUUUAAAUAUGUGAAAGAGAUGAGUACUUCAUGAAAUUACAUUUAAAAAUUGGUGUUGUCAGCGUAAUGUUUCUGAGAUCAUUAUCUUAACUGUCUAAAAAUAUAUUUUUAUGCUAACUAAAAUGUAGAUGUUAACCUCUCAAAGCACAGAAUGUACAAGGACUUUUGCAUUUUAACUGUUACAAAUUAACAGCCUGGCUUAUUAACUCUACACUUCUAAAGAAUCGCUGCUACUUGGUGUAAGACUUUUGAAGGUCAAAUGAAUUGGGCAAAAUAAAGAUAAGAAGACAACUCCUGAGCCUCAAAUGGAAGUUAUGUUUUUCCAGAAAAUUUCUGCAGAACAAAAUUCUCUCUAGUUGCUUGCUUGUGUACAGGUCUGGACUGCAGGGGAUUAUAGAGAAAGAUGGUCACACACAUACACCUCUCAUAAAGAUGUUCAUAUUUGUUAUACUGCUAACUUGGAGCUUUCUUUUCUACUAAGCUGAAGAUUCCUGUUUAUCAAAGUGUACACUACUGAUGCUGUUUGUUGUAUUCGGAGCACGUAGCAAUAAAACUGUUAACAAAAUA
Messenger RNA from Choloepus didactylus (southern two-toed sloth), 5851 nucleotides. It is a transcript of the gene ADAMTS3, whose product is annotated as ADAM metallopeptidase with thrombospondin type 1 motif 3. Gene Ontology annotation, biological process: proteolysis; extracellular matrix organization. NCBI's taxonomy places the organism in Eukaryota, Metazoa, Chordata, Mammalia, Pilosa, Megalonychidae. The transcript is spliced from 22 exons. Gene Ontology annotation, cellular component: extracellular matrix. The coding region runs from base 66 to 3677 and encodes 1203 amino acids. Gene Ontology annotation, molecular function: metalloendopeptidase activity. The record is from RefSeq and is a predicted model, not a curated record.